GGAUGGGAUCGAUUUAUCUACCGUUUCUUUAGGCUACUAAUAUGUCGGAAGUACCACUCACAUUUUCCAGGGCCACAAGAGAAGAAACAAACUCGUUACCAGACUCCUGGAGGCAUGCUGUUCAUAUUCUGAUUUAUGCAAAAACUGAUGAUUCAAUCUUGUUCGGACAUAAACUUCCCGCAGAACAUACUAUACUGAUGCAAACGAGGUUCGAUGGAAGAUUGGGAUUUCCCGGGGGUUUUGUUGACUACGAUGAUAAGUCAUUAGAAGAUGCGUUGAUGAGAGAAUUGAGAGAAGAAAUGGGUGAAAUACCUCACAAUUUCCAAGUAACGCCUGAAGACUAUAUGUUUGCAACGUUGAUGGAACCAAAAAAAUAUUGUUUACAUUUCUUCUGCAAAGAAGUAACAUUUGAUGAAUUUCUUGUUAUUGAACGACGUGAUACCAACGUUAAGGAUUUCGAGGUUCUUGGGAUAAUCCGCGUCCCACUGUAUACAUGGAGAAAAUUGGGAGGCUUUCCAGCUUUUCUUCGCAACAAUUUUAUCGGAUAUAGUAAAGAACAGUUAAUAUCAUGUAUUCGCAUGAAGAAACUUUUACCGGAGGGACAGUUGGAUGAGCUGCUGGCACGUCAUAAACAAUAUGACCCACUCAGUAACUCUGUGGCAACUUAGUCUCCAUACCUGUUAGAUUUUUUUUGUAUUUUGUUUUGUUUUAGUUUGUAAAAAUUAUAUGCUUAUAACGCAAUAUUAGUCCAUAUAUGGCAAAAAGACUUAAAGUAGCUAAAAAAUUACAAAUUACAUGGCAACGAUAAAUGUUUGCGACAUAUGUAACCGAUACAUAAUUAAACGUGUUGAAUUCACUUUUUCACGGGUUUUACAUUCUCCAAGAUACACUCGAUGCAUCAUAUUAUUGAAGAUGAACGCAUUUUAUUAUUUAUUUAUAUUUUGUAUUUCUACUUGUUUUCAAAAAAAUGAGAAUAAUGAGUUACA
Molecule: messenger RNA, 986 nt
Organism: Hydractinia symbiolongicarpus
Lineage: Eukaryota; Metazoa; Cnidaria; Hydrozoa; Anthoathecata; Hydractiniidae
Product: U8 snoRNA-decapping enzyme-like
Exons: 3
Coding region: 42-668 (208 amino acids)
Biological process (GO): sno(s)RNA catabolic process; mRNA catabolic process
Cellular component (GO): nucleus
Molecular function (GO): snoRNA binding; phosphodiesterase decapping endonuclease activity
Source: RefSeq, a predicted model, not a curated record